Hypanus sabinus (Atlantic stingray) is the source of this 3962-nucleotide messenger RNA. Its product is annotated as colorectal mutant cancer protein-like. The transcript is spliced from 14 exons. Bases 187 to 2145 code for a protein of 652 amino acids. The record is from RefSeq and is a predicted model, not a curated record. Lineage: Eukaryota; Metazoa; Chordata; Chondrichthyes; Myliobatiformes; Dasyatidae.
CAGGAAAUCCCAGGGACGGCCAACAACUAGCCUUUUGUUUCACAAACUCAACAAACCUCUAAAUUGAGGUUGCAACCCAUAAGAGAGUGACACCCGGGCAGAGCAACAAACAGCAAGAAUCCAUAAAAGGCCAACCCCUCCUUUACCUUUCUCCAGAACGAAAGGAGUUGGAAUUUCUGCUCAGGAAUGGAGCUGGGGGUAUUGAAGGAGGAGGAGGAGGAUGAGGAGGACGAGCAAGAGGAAGUGGCUAUCCUGCGUUAUGAGAGGCAGAUCACAGAGUUACUUGUUGUUAUUCUCAAGCUGAACAGAAAGAUCGACAGAUUGACUCUCACCACCAGCAGGGUAGAUGAUGAAUAUCUGGAAACUUGCUCUGAUCUCAGUGACAACCAAUACCCAGAGAGCAGGAUGUGUCAAUUUCCAGACCAGGGCCUCUCCACAGAUUCCCACUGCCCUGGACCGCCUUGUCCAACCUCAUUACUAGCAGGUGAACCCUGCGACCUCUCGGGGGCUCUGCACAAGGUGCUGACGGAAAUCGAGGACACCGUGCACACGUGGAAAGCUGAAAUCCCACGCCGUGGUGACAUCUCUGAGGAAGAGGAGGCUACCUUUGCACGCUGGGAGCUGGUCGCUCAAACAAUCGAGGAAGUGGAACGGGAGCUGGACAUCGACCUGAGCCCGGAGCUACGGGAGGAGAGGACGCAGUGGGAGUUGGACAUGGAGUGCCUGAGGGAGAAGAACCAGCAGCUCAGAGACCAGCUCCACGGGAGGGAGCAGGAGCUGCAGUCUACCAUGAUGGCUGUUGGCAGGAUUCAACGGGAGAGGGACAAGCUCCGUCUAAAGGCUGAUGAAUUGCUGUCGUCGCUCCAGAACGUGCAGCGGACUGAGAGAGACUCCUCACCUCCCAGGGUUACGGGCAGCCCUGGAUCUGACACCAUCGGCAAUGAGAUCGAGGCGUCAGUGCACAAAGUAAUUCUCAGGGAUCCUGGCUUUGCCCUUGAACGAUUGAUGCAGUCAUUCCAGAAUUGUUCAGGUGUGCAGGAGUUCUCCCGAUUCCUUCUAACACACGAAUCCAAUGUGGUCGGAGUCAGGAUUCAAGACUCAGAAAUGGAAGUGGAUCAGCUGAGGAAUUCCAUCGAUGAGUGGAAGGAACGCAAUAACCUGCUGUCCGGGGUUCUUCAGGAGUGCAAGGGUGACUGCGAGAGGCUGACCAUUUUACUGGGAAAGCACGAAUCAAACAGCACUGCACUGAGCCUUGCUGUGCAGUACAGUGACGACUGCAUCGAGGCCUAUGGAAAACUUCUGGUCAAGGCUGAAACCAUAGGAAGACAACCAGACGCAGGUGAGCCAGAAGUUGACAGCAGUAUUGCCCGCCUGAGAGGAGAAAUUGUCAAACUAAGGCAGAGCUACACUGCCAUGAAACAGACCAUCAUCAAUCUGGGGGACAUUUCACCCAAUCUGAAGCGCUACCAGCAAAGUGGAAACAGCGAGGUCAUGCCAGUGGUGCGGGAUCUACCCUCACCUGGGUUCUGCUCACGUUUUCCUGGGAUGCUUCAGCAACAGAAUAAAGGGAAGGAAGACCUGCAGCAAGAUCUGAUGGCUGUCCGGGAAGAUAUGUCCUGGCUAAAAAGUCAACUGAGUUGGAUGAAGAAGGAGAAGAGAAGAUUGGAGCAGAAGCUGCAAUCUCAAGACCAUCAGGAUGAAGCCAUAAGGCUCCUCCUUACACACUGGCAAGAACAGCGGGAUGAAUGGUUGCAGGAGGACCCCAGGACAGGCUGCGUUAGGCAGGAAACCAAGUCAGCAACAUGCGAGGCGGAGCUGGUGUCUGAACACACAGCAGUCUCCUUGCCAGAAAAGCACCUAAGAGAUCAUAUUGAGGAGUUGACUACAUCACUUGGCAGGCUAAUAGAAAAGAACAAUACCCAAAAGUACCGGUCUGAGGAGCUGGCCACUGAGCUGAAGAAUACGCACAGCAACUUGUGCGCAGCCUUCAGAAGGACCAAGAAAAAGUACGAGAACCAGCUGAGCAAACUGGAGUCACAGGUGGAUGCCAUGUCUGAACGCCAGGCUGCCCAGCAGCAACUGCUGGAGCAGAGACUGAUGAACCUUCAACAGAAGCUGGACCAUAACAACGGCACAUCACUGUAGCUGAGAGCCAAAGACCACGCCUGGGGCACUGGGCAAUCUCUGCACACAGAAAAGUCUGAUUAUUUUAACAGUUUGCCAUCAAAAGAUUCUACGGGAGAAUGUCGUCCGUGGGUCUGGUAGGAGAUUCAAUGAAUAAGAUAGUGUAGAGUAUCCUUGGCCAUUAGGGAGAGAGUCAAUGACUGGCUUUAGGGAACAGACUCCCUAAGCCCUCACAAUUUUCCCCUUCAAGAAUUUAUCGAGUUCCGUGCAGGAGGUUCUUUUUCUUGAAACUGCAUCCACUGCCAAGCAGAGCAUUGUGAUUUCAACAACCCACCGUGUAAAACAUUUCUUUCUCUCCCUUCUGGUUCUUUUGCCAAUCCCUUUCAACCCGUGUCCCCCGGUCAUGAACCCUUCUACCAAUGGAAAUCGUUUCUCCCUGUUUACUCCAGCAAAUCACCAUUGAUGAUGUUCAACACCUCAAUCAGAAUUCCUCUGGUCCAAUAAAUGACCCUGUUUAUUCCCUGGUCCACUGUGAAAGCUACUGGAUAGUUAACACAAGUGCCACCUCUAAAGUUACAUUGCAAAAUAUCCCAAUAAAACAGAAUUUUUAAAAUACUUCAGUUUGUAAUAUAUUUUUGAAAUGUUACUUAUAUUAUGAGAGAGGUGGUCUAAUAAUGCUAUCAGCAGGUGUUAUUUUUGGAGGGAAGGUGGGGGGUAAAGCCACCAGACGUGAUUUUUGAUGACCACCGCAAUGGGAGAUUGCCACAAGCUCUAUGAUGCGACUGGGCUCAGUUAUAAUACACUCCUGGUUGCCAAUGACACUCACCCACUGGCUGUUGACAAAAGGCUGGCCUACCGGUUGCCUGGGAGACCUUUGAACUAAAAACACAAUUAGACCAGUCACACGAAUACUUUGCCUGCAAGGGAGAGUAAGAAUUUGCGUAUCCCUCUGUUAAAUGACUCAACCCAAAGCCUUUAUACCCACUACGUACUCCGAUAAUAAAUUUUACUUCGAAUAAAGCACAGGAGUACUCCCCACCUCUCAAGAAGGUCACCAGCAGCCAGGACAAGUUCGGUUGAAAGCCCAUUCACAAACCAAACAUUUAUUUCUUCCACUAUACCGCUGUGGAGCCCUUCAGCCCAUUCACCUGUGCUGGCUCUGUGAAAGCUUGCCACUUACUUCCAAAGCCCUGAAAAUUCUCCUAGUUCAAGGAUCUACCAGUCUUAAGGUUCUAGUUGGCCUGGUAGGUAACCAGAGUCAGUUCUAGAGACAGAUUAUUUUAUUUGAGGAGUUCCAUGUUUGGAUAUGCCUGCUCUGAGAUCUUAAGCUUGUGUACAUUUAGGUGGAUAAACAUGCCAUGGAACUGAAAAAUUCAGCCCAAUUGAAUCUACUUUAUCACCCUUCAAACAGUGCAGUUUGGACAGCAAGUAGUGUAGAGGGCAGAGCUACUACCCAAGUCUCAACCCCCCGCUGUCCGUGUGCAAUCUGCAUGUUCUUCUGUCACAGUGUGGGUUUCCUCCACAUUCUCCACUUUCCAAACACAUCCCAAAGGCAGGCAAGCUGGGAGGUCAGUCCUCACUCGUAGGUGACUGGUGGAAACUGGGAGGGGACGGGAAUGGGGCGGGGGGUCAAGUAUUAUUGUGAAUGGUUGGAGCUGACUUGGUGGACUGAAGGAUCCCUUUCUGUGUUGUGCCUCCACCGCAUAAAAGGGUACUUCUUCAUCCCACCACGUGCAUUUUUUGCAAGAAAAACAGCAGUCUGCUCAAGGAACGCAGCAGGUCAAGCACUAUCUAUUGGGUGGGGGAGGAAUGGUCAAAAACCCUGAAGCACACCCUUC